Messenger RNA from Coprinopsis cinerea okayama7#130, 708 nucleotides. RefSeq lists its product as hypothetical. The record is from RefSeq and is a predicted model, not a curated record. Lineage: Eukaryota; Fungi; Basidiomycota; Agaricomycetes; Agaricales; Psathyrellaceae. The transcript has 2 exons. The coding region runs from base 1 to 708 and encodes 235 amino acids.
AUGGAUUCGGAUUGUCUAUCCGACUACGCGGUGUCCUCCUAUUGCUCCUCUCCCCAAGACCUUCUCUCCCCUCCGCCAGAGCCAAACCCCGACUUCAAGAUGCUUGUCGCCAUCGAGCCAGAGCGUCUGGGACCAGGUGUUCCGAGCCUCCCAUCGACCAGAGAAGAGCUAGAGAAGAUAGAGUUGCACAUCCCAGAAGCGCAUCGCCUUGUCACUCGCGUAGGGUCAGCGGGCAGCCCUGCCACCUCGAUCUUGGAAGACAUCAAUACUGCCUCCAUCGUCCAUUUCGGCUGCCAUGGAAUGCAAGACACCUCGAAUCCACUUGCGAGCUGCCUCCUUCUGAGUGGAGGAGAAUUGACGAUGUCUUCUCUCAUCCGCAACUGUCGACCCUCGACGGCUGCUCUUGCCUACCUGAGUGCCUGCGAAACUGCGAUGGGGGAUCGACAACGCCCUGACGAAUCUCUUACUCUGGCUGCUACAAUGCAGUUUGCCGGUUUCCGGAGCGUGGUUGCAACGAUGUGGUCCAUCCACGACCAGGAUGCUCCCAUCGUGGCAGAUGCUUUCUACCGCCAUCUAUUCCGCCACGGCAAAGCCUCCCCACCCGAUAUAACAGACGCGGCGUUCGGACUGCAUCUUGCUGUAAAGGAGUUGCGUGAGCUCGGAAGGCCUUUCCACCAAUGGGUUCCUUUCGUUCAUCACGGUAUUUGA